AUGACCAUCCAGCCACCCACCAUACUGGGCACCCGGACCAUUCCGGGUAUGCACCAGUCGAACGCGCCCAGAGGUCUGAGCUGGAACGAUGAUGGCCAAGCUGCCUUCUUCACGACGCGCGGGGUCCAUAUUUUGACUCCCCAUCUCAUAUGUUCUCUCCCUGCUCCUCCGGCGUACCUUGCCCCCGGUCUGACCCUGGAGCACCCAUCCAUGAUUCUGGGGCGGUAUAGGCGGGGUGAGAUGCCCGCGGACAAUGAAGAGGAUGAGGCGGGGCCGUCGACGAGGCCUGUCCGGCGCGUAAGGAGGCCUGAGAAUGGGGAAGUAGGGUGGUAUCUUAACGGAGUGGAUCCGAAGGAGAUUGACAGGAUGGAGGUGUAUGGUUGGACGGAGGUCGGAGAGGAGAGUAGCGCUAUCAUCUCGCAUGACGAGUUUACGACGCAAGCGAUGGCCUGGUCUCCCUCGGGCUUGUCAGAUCUGGGGAGUUGUCUAUUGGCUAUCAUGACCACUCAAGGUCAGGUGUCGGUAUACGUACCCUCCAGAGACCCAUACACGAAACGAUGGGAAGAAAUAGCGGAUAUGACGGUUCUUACCCGGGCGACGCUGAAGAAGGAGAAGGAGUUGACUGUGCCAAUGAUGCUGCAGAUGAGGGCCACAUGUAUGCAGUGGUCCCAUGCUCUUCCCCUGACGAGCACGCUCGGUAUAGACUCCAGCUUGUUUGCUAUUGCGAAUCGAGCGGGAAAAGUCGUGUUCUGGUCCUAUGGCCCGGAGAGGAGAUUCGAGAAGGUCCUGGGGGCCGAAGUGACUACGGGUUGGAUAAUAGCGCUGGAUUGGUCAGCCUGGGUAGAGGUCGAUAAAAACACUUAUACAUCCAGACUGGCGAUGGCAUGUAGCGACGGCAGUGUCGCCAUUCUGCAUAUCCAGCAAACGGUCCAGGUCGAUGCGGAAGGGGCAAUUAGCCGGACGGUGAAGGUUGUCAAGGAUGAGAAGAUGCCAGAUCAGGAUAUGAGAGCUAUUUGUGGGCUCAGGUGGAUUGGGACUAUCUUGGUCGUCACCCGGCCUGGAUCUAUCACCUUCUGGUCAGCCCCAUUUUCGGGCUUGGUCAAGUGGUCAGGGUGUAAACGGAUAGUCCUGCCGGGGUUGGGUAAUUGGGCAGGCGCGAAUCCUCUGAGCAGUUGUGCUUCUAUACAGCAAAUCGACUCCGACUCCCUGCUUAUCGUACUCUCGACUCACAUCCAAUAUAUCAUCACUGAUCUCCUCACCUCGCCUCGCCUGGACGAUCACGCCGACUCGCUCAAUCUAAGCAUAGCUGCCAGGCAAGUGUACCUCGACCAUGUCCAGACCGACAUGUUCGAAGGUGCCGACAGCACCAAACAGGACGCAUACGUCCAAAGUACGACGGCGUUGACUUGUGGAUGGGCGGGAGUGGGAGAAGCGGGCUUAGUAUCGUGGUGCGGAGAGGCGACAAACUUUGCUAAUAUGGAAAUGAAGCCUGAGGGGAUCCGGCAGAGCACUUUUGUUGUGGCGGAUAUGGGAGGGAUUAUGCCGCGUCGAAGGGCAGUCAUGGACGAGAUUGAAGAUGUAUUGGAGAGUCCACCAUCUCUCGUACAGAUAUCACCGCUCAAAGCGCUACUACCUCAACUACUGAGGAUCGUCGCCAUGCCCGAUCAAGACAGCAUCGGCUCCGAGAUCCUCGAGCUCCUAUCUUCGGAAGCGUGGAACGAGGCGGGACCGGCCACUUCUAGCUUGGACGAUAGGGGCGCCUCCUCGAAAGACGCGAUGGCGAAGCUGAGGCUGAGCAUCUGGGGUAGCAAGCCGCUCGAUGGAAUGCGACUGCGAUAUGCACUCGCUAGGUGGUCAGCUGCCACAUUUACUUCAUCGGCCAAGGCGUUCACGUCGAUCUCCACAUCGAUAUUGCAGGCCAUACAGGGGAUCGUCGUGGAGCGGCAACUCGCAUGGGCAGCAAAGUCUUGCGGCAAGUCGAUCGGGAUCGAUCUUCCCUUCCUUCGGCUUCUGCUAAGGUAUACGACGGACUCCAACGUCGCAUCCGACAUCGACGCGCUGUCUCGGGCCGUCUCCCACCUGGGGGCCGAUGCAGGCGAUGCGCUUCUGGAUCCAUGUCCGGCGUGCGCUCAGCCGGUGGCAUUAGGGGAUGUCAACGGGAACGCGCGAUGUGGGAAGGGACAUGAGUGGAGCCGAUGCUCGGUUACUCGCCUGCUCAUCGCUCAACCGAAUUACCGCGUCUGCUCCUCCUGUCCCGCCGUGUCCCUCAUUCCGACCAGCAGCGCCGAGCCGCCCAUACCCGUCGCCGAGGAUGGUUCAGAUACGGACUAUCUGCGUGUAGCGGGGAAGGCGGAGUCUGGGGGAAUGGCCGAGCAGAUGCUGGAGGCGGCGGUGGUUUGCUUGUUGUGCGGAGGGAGGUGGGUCAGGGUGUAUUGA
This is a messenger RNA of Dioszegia hungarica, 2436 nucleotides long. RefSeq names its product transcription factor IIIC subunit delta N-term-domain-containing protein. The record is from RefSeq and is a predicted model, not a curated record. Gene Ontology annotation, cellular component: transcription factor TFIIIC complex. Bases 1 to 2436 code for a protein of 811 amino acids. Gene Ontology annotation, molecular function: protein binding; histone acetyltransferase activity. NCBI's taxonomy places the organism in Eukaryota, Fungi, Basidiomycota, Tremellomycetes, Tremellales, Bulleribasidiaceae. Gene Ontology annotation, biological process: transcription initiation at RNA polymerase III promoter. The transcript has 15 exons.